This is a messenger RNA of Annulohypoxylon truncatum, 681 nucleotides long. RefSeq lists its product as uncharacterized. The record is from RefSeq and is a predicted model, not a curated record. Gene Ontology annotation, biological process: translation. The transcript is spliced from 3 exons. The annotation marks the transcript as partial. Gene Ontology annotation, cellular component: mitochondrion; ribosome. NCBI's taxonomy places the organism in Eukaryota, Fungi, Ascomycota, Sordariomycetes, Xylariales, Hypoxylaceae. Gene Ontology annotation, molecular function: structural constituent of ribosome.
CGGAGCCCCACCAAAAACUUCAUCGCAUCGCAUCACAUCACGAACAAACCCACUUCGGAAUUUCUCAGUCAAUCCCCCAAGUCAAUCGAGACCCCAAACCUCCGCCGUCACCCGCCCUGACGGCCCCCGAUCUAGACAAUGGCGAAGAAGGCCAAGUCCCGUCUCAUCCCCGUGCGCCUCAUCUCGAUGGCCAUGACCGGCUUCUUCUACACCUACUCGCGCCCGCGAGCGUCGCGGCCCAUGAGCAUGCUGAAAUACGACCCCGUCGUCCGGAAAAAGGUGCUUUUCCUCGAACAGAAACGGAAAAUAAAAUAGUGGGAGCGCGCGCUCCGCCUAUUCUUACGACACCUCACGACAUUACGAUGACCAAAAAGUCUCGAGUAUUAUAGGAACCGCUAUCGCUUACCUGUCACAAAGACUUAGAUGCGUGGAGGGACCGGUCCGGAAUAAUACCUCGUGGAUAUCAUCAUGGUUGUAUAAAUAUAUACAAUGUACUAUACUCUAACGUGGUCUACCCCUCAAUGGUCCCGGCGUAUAUUCGCGAUGCAUUAAGCCGCGCCUGUCAUGGGAAGUAAAUAUUUGAUUACUACAUUCGCCUCACCCUUCAAUAAGGCCAAGAUGAACCAGCUUCUCGAAUUCGUGUUUUUCUUAUAUAUAUUUUUAUCUCCACAUCUGUCCCAA